Messenger RNA from Lepisosteus oculatus (spotted gar), 2689 nucleotides. RefSeq names its product pejvakin (gene pjvk). Gene Ontology annotation, cellular component: cytoplasm. Gene Ontology annotation, biological process: programmed cell death. NCBI's taxonomy places the organism in Eukaryota, Metazoa, Chordata, Actinopteri, Semionotiformes, Lepisosteidae. The record is from RefSeq and is a predicted model, not a curated record.
GACUCUAUCAUAAAUUCAUCUAGGAGAAGAGGGAAACAUUAAAACCACAUUGGUAGGAAAAAAUCAGUUUGCUUAAUACAAAUAUAAGAUUUCUAUUUAAAAACUUGGUGGUCCUUUGAUACAAUAAACGAUCAUGUACUGUAACUGAUUUUUUAGAGCAGUAUGUUUGCAGCAGCUACAAAAAACUUUGUGAAACAGGUUGGAGAUACAGGAAGAUUAAUUCCUGUACCCAGUCUGAGUGAAGCAGACAGAUAUCAGCCCCUCAGCUUGGUAACCAAGAGAAAGAAGACUUAUUUUUGGAAGAAAACUAAGUAUUCCUCCACCCCUUUCUCUUUGAAGGAUAUACUUGUGGGAGAAAAGGAGAUAACAGCAGGUGUUUCAUCUUAUCAAUUGCUUAAUUAUGAAGACAAGUCUGAUGUAUCGCUGAAUGGCAGACUGGGAAACCACAUUAUUAAUGAUGUCGGCUUCAACAUAAGUGGAUCAGACUCUGUUGCUGUAAAAGCCUCAUUUGGAAUUGUAACAAAGCAUGAGGUGGAAGUACCUACUUUGCUUAGAGAACUCAGUUCCAGAAAAGUGGACCUUGAACAUUGCCUGAUUCGCCAGUCAAAGGGCAGCGGGCGAGCAGUGCUGUGUGUCGUUAUGGAAAGCAUCCGGACAACCCGUCAGUGCUCACUUACUGUACAUGCAGGAAUGCGAGGAAGAACCAUGAGAUUUCAGAUUGAUGAUGGCCGGAACCACAAGGGCCGUGACAAAGCCAUUGUUAUCCCAGCUCAUACUACAAUAGCAUUUAGUAUAUUUGAACUAUAUAUACAAUUGGAUGGUCACCUUGACCUGUGCGUCACAUCAGAGUCAACAGGAGGCUUUGAAAAAGAGCAAAUCCGUGAGCAGCUUGGAGGCUUUCUUGGAAGAUUCUCAGUGGGAAGACUGAGAAGGUUUUUGUCUGGCAUUGUUUAUGGGAACCCAUUCCGAGCAGAUGAUAGAACAUUUGAUGAAAUUACCAAUUCAGACAUGUAUCUGGAAGAUUUGGCUGCUGACUAUUAUGAAAAAGCCACCAGCAUGACAGACAUCUCCACCAGCUACCUCAGAGAAGGCUCACAUACACGCAUCAAUCUCCUUAACAAUAAUAUUCCCAAAGGACCAUGUGCACUCUGUGGGAUGGGAAACCUGAAACGGGAGACAGUGUACGGAUGUCUUGAGUGUUCCUUCAAUGGAAAUAAAUAUGUAAGGCUGCAUGUUGUGCCUUGCUUUGACCUCUGGCACAAAACAAUGAGGUAAAUAUGUAUUAGUGCCUAAAAAACAAGCUGAAACUGUGGUGCCACAUUGUUUUCAAAAUAAAAUCACAACUAAAGCAUUGACUGCAUAGUUUGGUAUUUGUCAAUAUUUAAGAAAAUUAUUACUGAAAUAGUUAAAAUAUGGAAAAUAGAUGCAUAAUGCAAAGAAACAGCAAGACAUAUUAAAUAAAUAAACAAAUCUCCCCUCAUGAAGCUCAAUUAGCAGAUAAAGGUUUGUGAGAAAAGCAUCUGGGUGACUCACGAGACAGCAACAUAAGAAUUUUGUUAUUAAUAAUUCAGCCUAAAACAUUAACAAUUUAAAGGAAGUAUCAUGUUUAACUCACACUACAAAAUCACUAACUAGGUUCAGGAAUACAAGAGAAGAAGAGUAAUUUUGACAUUUUUUGCAAUGAAUUGAACAGGAUUUGAAUAAUAUGGUUAACGGCGUGUUUUUGUGAAAAUUUAACAUAACAUUACUUCUACCUGAAUAUUAAAACUAUACUAUAUUAUAAGUGUCAUUUUAUAAUACUAUCCUGUGGGUAGGAAGAGUAAUAGAGUCAUUAAACUUAAUGGUGUAUGAGCAUAUUCUGUUUUUCAACACAAUACAUUUUAUAACUUAUUUAACCGUAAUUUACCCAAACCCACUUACAGUACAAAUCAUAUAUAUAUAUAAAGUAAUAGAAACAGAUAUCAGAGCAAGAAAAGUGGGUAAAUUAUGCAUUAUAAUUCCUUGCGUAAAUAUCCUUGUUUAAAAAUAAAAUGUGGUCUAAUAUAGUAGUACAUGAAAGUUGAUAUACUUUGAUAGUAGUGUACCACAUAAGCAUAAAGUAUGGAGCAAUAUCUUUGGAAAACUAAAAAAUCUUAAUUGAAAAACCUUUCUCAACAUGAAACUAAAUGUGUACAAAGUGAAUUCUAUUGCCACAGCUACAUUAGGCACAGAAACAUGGUAAGUACCCAAGAAGGAGAAAGACAAAUGUAAUGAAUUACUUACAAGGAUUGAAAGAUUAAUACUGAAAUUAGAAAAAAGAGUGUUUUCACAAUCCAUGCAUAAGAGAGCACAUCAGUGGUUGGGCAACGUUUUUUGAAUUAAUAAAAGUGUCUCAAGUACAGCCUCAGAUGCAAGCCACAGAAUACAGAAGACAGAGGAGAGGGACACCCAGAACAAUAUGGAAUAGGACAAUGUCCAGCAAUUCAGAAAUGACAAAUAUAUAAUAGAAAGAACUGGAGACUGGAAUGGUUGAUUGACGAAGAUGGGUAAUGUGAGUGGUGAGACUAAUAUUGCAGUUAUCUUACCAUUCAAGAAAAAUAAACUUCUAUAUUUUGUUAAAUACUGAAUGUACAGUAUCUGUAGUUUUUAUUUAAAUUUUAUACAUAAGAUUAGUUCAGGUGAAACCUGAGAUAUACUUUUGUAGCUACAC